AAUCAGUGGCGUUUUGUUUAAAAGAAAACUCUUGUGAGCAGUUGCUUUACUCUCUUAUUGUAGCAUUGAUCAUUGAGACGCCAUCACCUGUUUGUGGCAUUGCACCAACGAAGACAUGCUGAACAGUACAGGAGCAUCGCUUUGGCACCAUGUUGCUAUGAAUGUCACAAAGGUGCACAUUACCCCUACCCUUCGUAGAGGCACUGCCAACCACUUGACCACAAGCUCCGCAUUUGGGAUCAACAUUCAUUCCUCCAUUCAGUCCCACUUUCAAGCCAGGAGUUUAUCCGUCCGUGCAUUGAGAUCUGCCAAGAAUAAAAAUGUAUUGACCAGAGCAAGUAAAGCACUUCUUGCGCAUCAACACCAACGGAGCCAACCUUUUGCGCCUAUAGAUGCCUCAGAAUUCAAUCAAAUGUACUCAUCUGGCCCGAAUCUUCAGGAUAUUAAUGGGAUAAAAACAAAGACUGCGCCAACAAUAGCACCUAUUGCUUGGUUGGAUCGCAUGCCAAAAUCUAUUCAACCAUAUCUAUUCUUGACACGGAUUGAUAAGCCCAUUGGCACCUGGUUACUUUUUUGGCCUUGCGGUAAAUACCCCCUCUCUUCUAUCGAGUGAAAUUGUAGGUCAUUCUCGAGUUGACUUUAACGAAGCAUACUCUGGAUUCAUUGCUUGACCUAUAGCAUGGAGCAUCACUAUGGCUUCCUAUGGUGCUAAUCUACCCUGGACAUCGACAUUGUACAUGAUCGGACUCUUUGGAACGGGUGCUAUCAUCAUGCGCGGAGCUGGUUGCACCAUUAACGAUCUUUGGGACCGUAACAUUGACAAGAAAGUCGAACGAACAAGAGUCCGUCCAUUGGCUUCUGGUGCGGUGACACCUAAGCAAGCAAUAGCAUUCUUGGGUCUGCAACUUGGUGUGGGACUUGCCGUGUUGACCCAGCUCAAUAUGUACAGG
Molecule: messenger RNA, 950 nt
Organism: Lobosporangium transversale
Lineage: Eukaryota; Fungi; Mortierellomycota; Mortierellomycetes; Mortierellales; Mortierellaceae
Exons: 1
Coding region: 116-613 (165 amino acids)
Source: RefSeq, a predicted model, not a curated record